AUGCAAUGGAAGCUGUAAAAAGGGGUCUCUGUUGUGUUGGUGUAAGAGGAAAAGAUGUUAUAAUAUUGGGAGUGGAAAAGAAAGCUACAUCAAAAUUGUAAGAUGUUAAAACAAUAAAGNUAAAUGUUAGAAGUUAACAUAUAAAACCUUGCAAGAAUAUCAAAGAGUUAUUUGGAUUAAAUUUAUGCGUAAGUUAAGUAUCAUUAACAUAAAUUGAAGACUUACCUGAAAAUGAUAUUUAAUUAUUUCAAAGUAAACAAAUUGAUCCUGAUCUCUUAGAUUAGCUCUCAUAAUUUGAAUAAUGAAAUGAUUAUAUUUUUAUAAGUCACUAAAUUAAUAAUAUAUAUUGUUAAGAUUAAUAUGAAAAGCUCAAGAAAAGAGACUUAAAAGAUGAAAGCCUUUAAUAUUCUUCAUCUUGAACAUGUAGCCAAUCGAAUAGAUUAAUUACUCAAUCCUACUUCUAGAGAAUAAUUCACUUAAGUGAGAUAAAUCAAACCAGGAAUCAAAUUUGUUAUUAACAAUAAAUUGACGCCUUAUAAGUAAAGAUAAUCAGUUUUUGAAUAAAUUUAAUCUUCCAGAUCUAGCAUUAUUCAAACUUAAGACAGAUAAAGAAGGUAGCAUAAUAACUCUUCAAAAAGUUCAUCUUUUUUGGAAAAAAAAAUAAAUUAAUUAAAAAAAGAGCUUGGCAAUUUAUAAAAAGCUAGACUAUUUGAAAAAAAUAAACCUAUUCAUUCUGUUCAUAAAAUGGCUCUCUAUAAUAAUUUAUAAGAGAUUCAGGAUCAAAAAUUGCUAAUAAUAGACAAGAAACCAUAAUCAGCUAGGAAAGUUAUUGAUAAAUCUAUAGAGGAGUUGAAUGGUCCUUUGAAAAAGAAGCCACAAUAACAUAUGUUUUUAUAAAAUAUUGUUAUCGAAAAUUCAUCAAAUCAAUUAGAACCAUCUGUUAUUUGUAUACCAACACCAGAAAUAAAAGCAAAGGUGAAAUUGAUUCCUACUCAUUAAAGAAGUGUUAGUUAAGGUUUGAUAACCCAAUAAAAGAGACCUGUAAAGAUAUGGAACAAUGAUCUUAUUGAAUUUAAAGGUUGGGAUGUAGAAGAAGAAGAUGAUUACUUAAGAUUAGGAUGA
Paramecium sonneborni is the source of this 1122-nucleotide messenger RNA. Lineage: Eukaryota; Ciliophora; Oligohymenophorea; Peniculida; Parameciidae. The record is from the annotation of a GenBank genome assembly.